AUGAAAAUCUAUCUAUCUAUCUAUCUAUCUAUCUAUCUGUUGCAGUCUAUCUAUGUCUGUUCCUAUCUAUCUAUCUAUCUAUCUAUCUAUCUAUCUAUCUAUCUAUCUCAGUCUGUUCAUAUCAUAUCUAUCUAUCUAUCUAUCUAUCUAUCUAUCUAUCUAUAUAUAUAUAUAUAUAUAUAUAUGUAUCUUUUCUUACUUCCUCUCUUUCUCUUAUCGUCCUGUCUAGGGGCUUGGCCGACGAUUAAGUUGAAACUGCUAUCUUUCUCUCUCGCUCCUUCAUUUCGCGACUCGUCUAGGGACUUGGGUGACAGACAAAUCAAAGAUGUCUUCUAUCUCUCUUUCGUCCCAUGUAGCGGCAGUCUGCAUACGUCGUCGUUUAUUUCCCAAAAGUCAACAUUUCUUUCGUGUUCCACGCGCUUGCGUUCGGUCAUCCGUUCGAGGUUCGAAGAGGGACUUUUCUUUUUUUGCUUAGCCAACCAAAACUUUUGCUUUCAUAGCAAACGGGUCCAUCUAUUCCAUUCGAAGAUGAAUUCUCUUUCUCGUAUUUUUGCAAACACGUCCGUCGGCCCUUAA
Molecule: messenger RNA, 576 nt
Organism: Acanthosepion pharaonis
Lineage: Eukaryota; Metazoa; Mollusca; Cephalopoda; Sepiida; Sepiidae
Source: the annotation of a GenBank genome assembly